Molecule: messenger RNA, 4249 nt
Organism: Plodia interpunctella (Indianmeal moth)
Lineage: Eukaryota; Metazoa; Arthropoda; Insecta; Lepidoptera; Pyralidae
Exons: 15
Coding region: 307-4059 (1250 amino acids)
Source: RefSeq, a predicted model, not a curated record
AAUCGAGCGGCAACACUAGUCAGAUUUAGAUUACUAUGCAGAGUAUGCAGUCAGCUAUCCGCAAGCCUUAUUUAUUCUUUUCCAGUUACUAUUCUGCUUGCAAAAUUAUAUUAUAUUCCAUCCAUUCCAUUACUAAUUAAUUCCAUCCAUGGAAUAGAAUGGCGACACGCAUGACUCGAUGAAUUUUAUUUUGGUGAAAUAGUUGAGAAGGUAUAUAAAAAACAGAACCGUAAAAUAAAAUACUUUGGUUUCGUAUGUAGUAUUUUCAACCAAUCAUACGUAUUUUACUCUUUGCAAUCAUCAUCAAUGGAGAGUGAAGCAAAUACAGAUAAAAACCAUGGUGCCCAGAAGUCUAUUACCCCUGUUGGACAUGCCUGGGUCUUGUCUAGAUCUAAAUCAUAUUCGGGACGUGUAUAUUACUUUAACACUCUGACCGGGGAGGCAGUUUGGAAUUUAAGUAAUGAGGAGAUUGAAAAAGCUAAGAAGAGAACAGCAAAGCUGCCCCUUCAACUAGAUAAUUUUCCAGAACCUCGAGAGCCACCUUGCGAUCAUGGCAACCAUGAUUCCUAUCAAGAUAAUAUUCAGCAGUCUCAGAUAUCACAAUAUACUUCACCAAGCGUUUACAAUAACCAAAUCAUAAAUAGUAACUAUCCAAGACCACAUUUUCAACCUUAUGUGACUCCAUGUCAAAACUGCACUCCCAUGAGUUCUAUUCAGAAUAUGGUUGGCAUUAGACCUGAUAUGUGGAUCCAUCAUCCUCCAAUAUUCUUGGGUAACCCAAGCCCAUCCUUAACUAACAUAAACCAAACAACAGAAAACAUUUCUCAUGAUAAUUGCUGCAAUCACAAUAUCACUGUUCAAAAUACAUCAGUGUCUCUUUCAAGACGUUUUGCAUUUGAAAAUACGAAACCUAGAGGCAAACACUUUUCUGUUCGCUCACAUGGAGUUGGAAAAUUCACACCAUGGAAUUAUAAAUUUAAUGUGAGGAAAACUUUUACUCCUCGAAGAAUGCCGAAUGGAGUUAGUGACUUACGAAAUAUUAUAUCUGGAAAAAAAAUAGUAAAUGAAACUUUGAAAGUGGUUCAGGAAAAUAAUCAUAACACAGUUCAGGAACAUUUUGAUUGCAAUAAAAUAAGCCUGGCCCCAGGAUCUUCUUCAUCCAAACUUGAAAGUAAAAUAGUUGAAGAUAUUUUAAUUGUUCAUAAAGAUGAGGAGUGGUUAAAGAACAAUGGUACCAUUGAUGGAACCAAAAUAAAACUUGAUAUAAACAUUUUAAAGAAUUUGGCUACAGAAAAUUCUGAUUGUGUAUUUUGGUACAUUGUAGUCGAUAAAAAUGUAUUGAUGCAUCAUUUUAACUUCUUGAAUGUAUUGACUACUUCAGACCAGCAAUGCAAGCUGCUGGUGCCGCGCGGCGUGCUGUCGCAGCUGCAGGCGGCGGCGCGCGCCGGCGCGGCGUUGAGCGGCGCCCGCGCCGUGCUGCGCGGCCUCUCGCAGCUGUUCGCGGCGCAGCGGGCUGUCAUCGCGGAGUAUUCUUUCAAACCUAGUGAAAUAAAGGAUGGCACUGGUAUGAUCAAUUUCUGCUUGAUGCUACGGCGACAAAAUGAACAUAUGAUAUUACUUUCUAAUGAAGAAGCUUUACAGAAGAAUACUUCGAACAUACCAAUUUUUACAAUCAAAGAUGUAAAAGAGUUAUUAACAAGUGACAAAUAUGAACAAGUUAAAAUGGUCAAUCCCAUCAUUGAACGUAAUAUUAAAGUAACUAUACCAAACGAUAUACAAAGCUGUGCACACACUUCUGACGAUGUUCGGGCAAUAGAGACCCUUGAUACAAACAUUCCAGUGCGAGAGAGUAGUCAUAAAACAUGUAAUACUGAAACAAACACAAAGGAAACCAACGUACAGACUGAAGAUCUUAUUCCUAUUGCACGUAAAAUGGUUGAUGCUGAAGUGCAAACAGACCUCAGCUUAGAAUUUACACAAACAACUGUACAAAAAGACAGUGUCGGUGUUAAUACAGUAGAAAACUUUACACAAAUGACUUAUGUCGAUAAAGAGACUAAUGUUGUUCCUGAAAACAGUACAAUAAUAGGUCAAAAAAACAACGCAGUAAAAAGGCAAGAAAGUAACACUACAAUUAGUCAUGACAACACCCGAGAGGCUCGAUUAAAACGUAGCAUAUCAAAUUUAACUUCGAGAAGCAAUAGUAAUGACGGCGAUAAGAAGCAUUUUAAAUGGCAUAGAAAGAGAAGAGAUGAGUCGAUGGUAUUCUCUGACUCCACCUCGAGCUUUGAUGAUGGUAGCAGCAGGCAGAGUGCUCCCUUUGAAAUCCAUGCAUAUGCACCUCAGAUUUCAAAUAUAUUCGAUGACAUGUAUCAGCCGCCUUCUCAAAGCACACAAAUUUACUAUUCUGACUAUGGCGAAGGAAGCGAAAAUAGCAGUGUUUGUAUGCAGAAAGAAGCUAGUGAAAAUAUAUUAAUUGAAGAAACUUCUACCUCGGAGGCAGACGUUAUUUCAAAUUCAAUCAGUAACGUCGGUUCAGAGACUCAAGAGAUUAAUAAAGGUGAAGAAAAUUCAAAGGCUACAAGUUACAAGGUGAAAAGUAAGAAUGUAAUGUUUGAGAUAACUAGUAAAGAAAUGGAGCAGAAUUUGAGGACGCGACGAGAUGAAUGGUUGGCAGAGUUCAAUCAAAUCAUGGAGGAAGUGUUGACACAGAUACUGAGGAGGAAGUCCGAGGAUAUCGUGAAGGCUAUGCCUCCGCCGUGGACGCUGCACGAAGCCGCGGAAUGCAUUAAGAGAACCUUCAUAGGCGACUACGAUGUAUUCGAAGCUGCCUCUAGGUUGUCUCAAGUUUUGCACAGAAUGAGCGAUAUUAAAGGUAAAAUAAAAAUUGAUUUCAAUCCAAAUGAAUUCAUGGAACUUUACAGCUACGGUGUAUAUCUCGUGGAUUCGUUACAGUCUAUAUUGGACAAAUGUGAAGACCUGCAAGUAGCCUCAGAAUCCCUCGCUAAACUGUUGAAGCAUAUUGAGAGUCCGAUGGCGGAGGGCGGGGCUAACGACUCGUUUGGAGACACGACCGACGUCCCCGGCGGCAAGAGCUGUGUUGAAGCGGGCGCAACUGAAGAAAAUACCAAAACUGUUUCAAACAAAUCCAGUAGUUCACGAAGAACUCCUAAAGAGGCUAAGAAUAUUCAAAGUCCUGGAAAAUAUAACUUACGGUCGAGUAAGAAAAUGAAACCGAAUGAGGAGAAUGAUGAAAAUCGAGCUGUAAAAUUUGUAAGGAAAAUCAAUAUUCGCGACGAUUUCUUUACGAGCCUCCAUCUUUUGAGAAAAGAUGAAACUGAAACUGUCAAUGAUGUGAAUAUCGACGAAGAAGACCCUAUUAAAUUGACACAUAACAUUGUACAUACAAAUUCAGAGACACCAGCAGCUAAGGAGCCAAAUGUCAUAAGAAAUUUCAACAUAUGCCCAGAGUUUGAAGAGAAACUGAAAAACAAAUAUAAAGAACCGUUAGAUAUGGAUAAGCUUGAUUAUUCUAACUACAAUGAUGAAUUGAUUGAUUAUGAGUAUGACAAUAUGGAAGAAAGUUAUUUAGAUGAGUAUGAUCAUUAUAACAUCCAGGGUAAUGAAGAAGAGUAUAUGGAGAAUAAUAAAGAUGAGCCUGUAGAGGAAGCUGCAGUUGAUGCUAAUAAUAAUAACUUUAAAAUGCUUGUUAUCAAAUUAAUGGGUGAAAUCAAACAAACUACGGCAAAUGUAUAUUCGUUUUGUAAAACAACGCAAGAUGAAAUACAGUCUAAGAAUUUUCCCAGUGGUAGAAGAAUGGAAAUUCACGAUAAGGCUCAAAAGACUAACGCGCACAUUAAAAAUAUUUGUAACUUGUUUCGGAGGAUUCAUGAAGUAAAUAAUGAAAAUGGACUUGGUAAAUCUCGAUUGAAAGAAGCUGGUAUCCUUCUGAAUGACAGGGAAGAAGCAGUCUACAGGAAUGUGAUUGGUUCCUGUAUCGAACAAGGAAAUACUCUAUUGGAAUCCAUAAAUGUCAUCAUAGAAGCUAUCAAAACUUAAAUAGUACCAUAUUAUAUAAAAGCAUGUACUCUAAUGUGAUAUGUUGUGAUCUAGCUGUUGUUGUUGAAUGGACUGUAUGAAAUAAGAAACAAAUGUUUAUUUUACAUGUUUUAAUGUUUUAAGUGUACAUAGAUAAGUUGGUUUCUUUUAACUUAAAGUGUAAUACAUGGACAAUGUUUUAAAUUAUAAA